Messenger RNA from Dermatophagoides pteronyssinus (European house dust mite), 1733 nucleotides. Its product is annotated as cholinesterase-like. The record is from RefSeq and is a predicted model, not a curated record. Gene Ontology annotation, biological process: acetylcholine catabolic process; choline metabolic process. Gene Ontology annotation, molecular function: acetylcholinesterase activity. Lineage: Eukaryota; Metazoa; Arthropoda; Arachnida; Sarcoptiformes; Pyroglyphidae. Gene Ontology annotation, cellular component: plasma membrane.
GGAUAGUUGUUUGGGUUUAUUAAUUUGAUUAAUUUGUUUGUUUUUUUUCUGUUGUUGUUUUUGAUUCAAAAUGAACGGAUAUUUAAUAAUCGCAUUUUUUCUCAAUUUUGGUUUCAUUAGUUCAUUUGAAGCUGAUGAAGAAUUUGCACCAAUCAUUAAUCUUCGCCAUGGUAAAGUUCGUGGAUUGAUUCGAACUAUUGGUGAAGGUGAUCAAAAAAGAAAAAUACAUUUUUAUCAAGGUUUUCGUUUUGGAUAUGCUAAUCGUUUUGAAAAGCCUAUGAUGGUAACAUCAUGGCCUGAUGGCAUUUACAAUGCAACAAAAGAAGGCAAUUCUUGUAUACAAUUCGCUCAGCAAUUGGUUGAAAAUGCACCAAAUGAAAGUGAAGAUUGUUUAUAUUUGAAUGUUUAUAAACCAGUUACGAAUAAUGAGAAAUUAUUACCCGUAAUGGUUUGGAUUUAUGGUGGAGCUUUUCAAAUUGGUUCAAUAUUUCUUUCAUUGUAUGAUGCUUCUUUUCUAGCAUCAUAUGGUGAAGUUAUUGUUGUUUCAAUCAACUAUCGUGUUGGACCAUUUGGAUUUUUAUACGGCGGUAAUGAUAAUACUCCAGGAAAUCUUGGUUUUCAUGAUCAGCUUCUAGGAUUGAAAUGGAUUCAGGAAAAUAUUGAAAAUUUUGGUGGCGAUCCUAAAAGCGUAACACUUUUUGGUGAAUCUGCUGGAUCGAUUUCGGUAUCAGCAUUAAUUCAAUCACCAUUAGCUGAAGGUUUAUUUCAUCGAGCUAUAAUGGAAUCUGGUGCCGCAGUAUCAACAUUAUUCAAUGAUAAAAAAAUUGCCUUAAGAAAAACAAUAAGAUUUGCUGUACAAUUAAAUUGUGAUGUAUUAGACCUUGAACAAAUGAUUGACUGUUUAAGAACAAAAUCUAUCGAAGAUAUCAAAAAAAUUGUAAUGCAUGAUUCGACUAAUAUAUUAUCUUCAAAAUUAUUUUCACCAAUAUAUGGUGAUGAAAUUCUACCAAUUAAGGCUAUUCUUUAUGAAAAUUAUCAUAAUCAUGUUGACUUAAUUUACGGUGCCACUCAUGAUGAAGGUAGCAUUUUUACUCUAUUAUAUUUUCCAGAAUUAAUGAAUGAUAAAGCAACUUUCACAAUGAAAAAAAUUCAUGAAAUGAUAUCAAACAUGAUGAAUCAAUUAAAUAUUAAAAAAUCAAAUGAAAUUAUUGAUUAUUACACGAAAACCUUAAAUGCAUCCAAUAUCAAUGAAGUCCGGAAUGUUUUUACUAGAAUUCUUGGAGAAUACCUUUUGCUAUGUCCAACAAUGUUAUUUGGUCAAAGAAUGGCUCGUGAUUAUGGAAAAUCAAACAAAUUCUAUUCUUAUCGUUUGGAUAAACGAUUAGAAUCGGCUCCUAAAUUUGGAUGUAUAUUCGAAUGGAUGGGUGUUUGUCAUGGACAUGAUGUAGCAUAUGUUUUCGAUAAUCCAGUCAUAAAAAGUUCUCCUGAAGAUAUGAAAUUAAGUAAUGAAAUGUUAAAAGCAUGGACAAAUUUCGUUAAAACCGGCCAACCUGGUAAAGUUGGAUCAAUUGAAUGGCGACAAGUAUAUGAAAAUGAACAAAAAGAUUCGGCAUCAGUUAUGUUGUUCAAUGUUGAAAAUAGAAUGGAAAAAGGAAUUUUCAAAGAUGUAUGCGGAUUCUGGGAAAAAAUUUAUGACGAAAAUGUUUGAUUAUUUAUUAUUUUAAGAUAACAGC